AUGGUGUCUCCUAGAUAUUGUUCCUUUUCAUCAUUGACAAGACGUCGAUAUUCAUACCUCUCUUCAUGGCCCAGAAUAUAUCAUCUCUCCUUAAUGGUCUAUGGAUUGCUGCUAUUAAAUAUAGUUCUCGCUCAAAACUAUCGUGCCACUCUCAAAAUAUACAAUGGAGAAGCCAUCACUCUCUCUCAACAGAAUUUAGCUAUUUUUACAAAUAAUAACAAUCAACAAAUCAAUCCCAAUAUUCAAUAUCAAGUCAUGCAUGUUGAAAAUGGAUACUUUAGAAGAAAUCAAUCCUCCACCAGUGAACUUUCUCAAUUCCGUCAAAAAGACAUUGAACAAGGUUUGAUUCAAUUUGUGCAUCAAGCAGAUCAAGAGAAACCUCUGAUUCAACUCUUAUAUUAUGAUACAACCAGUGCAACAACAACAAAAUCAACCUUAACCAUGGAUGUACAAUUUACCAUGUUUAGAAAGAAUGCAUUUGGUGCACCCACUCCUCUCAUUCAACAUGAAUACAAAAAUGGUCAAAUUAUUCUACAGAUUCGAAUGUAUAAGAAAAAUCUAGAGACUCAACAACGGGCAUACUAUAAUCUUGGACUUUCAUAUUCCUCUUCGAAUAUGGAUGGAUAUGUUUGCACCAAUCAGAACAUUCUCAAAAAUAACUUUAAAUUAUAUCAAGAUGCAGAUUAUUAUCAAAUCUAUCAAUCUUCAAUACCGUUGAAUGAUUUUAUUAAACAAUCUUCAACAGAAUCUGCCAUGACCAAUGGUGCUCUUCAAUCCUUCUAUAACACUAUUUAUAUGACCUACAUGUUCGUCACGAAUCAAGAUGUUUCUCAAUGCUAUACAGUUUCCUUUAAAAGAAAUUUCAUUCUUCAUGUUGGAUUGAGUGUAUCAUGUGUGGGUUCAACCUCAUUGACCAUCAUUAAUGUUUGUACCAAUGAAAAGGAAAAGCUACAAGUGAUGUGUGAAUUUGAAUGGCCCAAUGAUAUGGAUUCUUUAGCAUCUUCUGCUGCAGCAUUCAAUGGAACUUAUGCAUUGUAUGGCAACACAAACUCACUUCUCUAUACUCUCAAUUUCCAAUAUCAAAUACCUUAUGGCUCUUCUUCAUUGAACAGUGGUGUUCCAAUGAUGGAUAGUAAGACUAUGAUUGGUUUAUUUAUUGAUGAUAAGAGUAUUCUACCUGCAAGUCGAGCGACUCUUUUAGAUUCAAGUGGGUCUUUGGGAACAACACGUAUGAGUAAUUCUAUCCCAACGACGACCAUGACUACUACUACUACUACCUCAGCGACCAUGACUACUACUACUACUACCUCAGCGACCAUGACUACUAUUGCAACAGCAGAGAGCUCUACCUCAAUGACAACAGAGUCUACAUCAAUACCUCUCUACAAUACUCUCUUCAAAGACAGUGAUCGUCUCUAUGCCAAAGUAUCUCUUAUUGACUCGUCUCUUUCCAUUGGAUACAAUCAAUUACUCAUUCCAUAUAAUGCAUACAUGUGUUGUAUCAAGACAUUGGAUGGUACCAUGCCACCCUAUAAUCCAUCUUCCACAACACUUCCACAACUUGGUUGUACCAUCUACGAUCCCUCAACCAUGUAUUAUCAAGUUCGAUUAAUUCAAGAUGGAAAUGUAUUGAGUGAUCCACUCUUGGAUGUCAAAUAUUACAAUGCUACAUCGAUUGGAGGCUUUGGUAAUAAUAACAAUUAUGGACUAUCGUUCAAAUUAGCUUCAUUAAGUAAUGCUGGAGGAGGUUCAACGAUUACCGCCUCAAAUCCUUCCCGUAAAUGUUUUCUCCAUAUUGAGAGUACGGUAAAGGCUUUUGAUUCUCUUCCAGGUCAAGGACAAUCCUAUGACCCUUCUCUGCAGAUUCUUUAUGAUUUGGUUCAGUCAUCAACGAGUACACGGAAUUCAGUGCAAACAAGAGCUCAACUUCCACUCAAUUCCAUGGAUGUAUCGUUUCAGACAUUUAUUGUUCAACCCUCUUCGACGAGUGGUCUAUCCAAUAGGGUCAACCUACUAGAAGAGAAUCAAGUUAAGAAUUCUGCUAUUGAUGUGAUGCAUGUAGCAUUAUCCUCUUCUGUUGUGAGUUUCAUUGUGUUGAUGAUUUGCCUUAUUGUGUUUUGA
This is a messenger RNA of Naegleria lovaniensis, 2121 nucleotides long. RefSeq lists its product as uncharacterized. Bases 1 to 2121 code for a protein of 706 amino acids. NCBI's taxonomy places the organism in Eukaryota, Heterolobosea, Eutetramitea, Acrasida, Naegleriidae. The transcript has 2 exons. The record is from RefSeq and is a predicted model, not a curated record.